AUGUUCGAUGGGUUCAAUGGUGAUGACAAUUUUGGAAGUAGUGUGUUGGACAGAUCAGAGUCAGUCAACAUUAGCCAUGCGGGUGGGGAGCUGCAUGAACUCACCAGGCAAUUAAUCAGUGACUUCUGGAAAGGAAAUUCGCAGACCUGUGGUCAUCGAGCUGACUAUAGGACCAGGCGUGACAGAACUAGGUGUUGCACGGAAGCCUUUGACCAGCAAAUGUCAGCACUAACACACGCCUACCUGGACUGGAAUCUUGCUAAUGGUGGUUCAGAUGGUUCUCAGGCUAUUGAUUGUGUAGUUGUGUUGAUGCCAUCACAUUAUGCAUUAGACACUGAAAGGCUACCUCUAACUAUUCUAUUGACCGACUCUUUCAUAGCUUCAGCACUGGUCCGGCAAGGUGUCGUCCUGUGUUCACCAAUCAGCCCAUCAACUGGGGUUACAAUGCAGGCCCUCAAUUUUUAUCAUAUUGCACACCAGCGCAACCCACACUUCUCUAUUCAGGCAUAUGUUCAAUUUCACCGAUAUCUUUCAUGCCAAUUCUCGAUCAUGCUUGACGUGUACUUGCAGACUCUCUCUGAUGUCAAAUCACUGGUCCACGAAGCCAUUGGAUGCAGUAAUUCUAACUGGUGUCUGAUGCACGUGUGCCCAGCAUGUACUUACACGCUCAAAGAUGAAGACACUUUAAAAUUCCAUCUACUCUAUACGAUGGAUGGCAAUGACUCGCUCAAGCAAGUGCUUAAAAAGGUUGUACGGGAUGACUCUGAGUACCUCGAUGACGACAAUGACAUUCCUCUACCAAGGUCUGCUGAGCUACCUUCUACACAAUCUGUGGGUGGUGACCAGUACUUAACAAGGGACUACGUAAAUAGCUUCACUGGUGAUUCUUCAGUCGACAUGCUAUCAGUCGACGACAAGGAAAAUCCAUGUGCUGGACAUUGGAACAACAUGAAGGAUGAAAAAACCAGAAGAAUGUGGGGUGUGUUUGAUGAGUCUGGAAUUUUCAUGGCCGUCUGUCGCCAUGGAUUCUCUCUUAUUAUCAUGGACAUGGUUCAAAGCGGCAAACAAUCCAAAUAUCCUUUGGCAGUUGUAUCAAAACUCCUCAAGGUUUUUGGCAAGGACUUAGGCGGUGGCUAUGAUAUUGGCUGUAGGUUCAAGACUACUCUCAAUCAAAGUGUGCUGGGUCAGUCUGCGUGUGAGCUUAACCAUACAUCACUCAUCGGUGCUUUUCAUGGACACGCCCACAAACACUUGUGUCAACUUGAUCAUCUAACUACAUACGUCAAAGGUCUAGGACUUGAAAAUCUUGAGGGCUGUGAACAAACAUUCUCAAAAUUAAACACACUCACAUCUUUGGUCUGUUAUUCAAGUAUUUUUCACCGACACCAAGCUAUUGCAAAUUAUUUUCAGCAUACUGAUGACUUCGAAGUAUAUGCCAAUCUUUCUACGUUCCUAUAUAACAAUUAUACACAGGCCCUUGGUAUUCUGCACAAUGGACAGUCAAUGCUUCCGCAAUUCAUGUGUGAGCUUGGCAUCACCAAUGAUAGCAUCUUCGAAAACUGGCUGGUCGAGGAAUGUGCUUACCUAAUGUUGUUGAACCAGGAACCAAAACAGGAAACAUUACAGAUGGAAUACUGGCAGAAGCUUGUCAACAUGACUGCAAGCAAGAAAGACCUGGAUGUUGCCAGUGUGCCUUGGAGCAUAUCCACACCAUCCAGUGCUUCGUUUGGAUCACGUGAUAUCGCUACAACUAUCAGAAUUGAAACUGCACAUCGGCAUGCCAUCGAGAACUAUGAGAAAGAUCUCAAAGUCCUUGAAGUGAAGCUCAGGGAUGUGGGUUGCCUUGUAGCAAAUCGGAAGUUUCAGUGGGCCCUGGACUCUUUGGAAGGUUUAGUAGUUGCUCGUAUCUUUGAGCUAUCAAAGAUGAACCGCUACAAACUACAAAAACACAUUGGGAGAGCUUUGCAGGCUUGCUCUGCAGCUAUUCAGAUGGCACUCAACUGCUAUAACACUGCAGCAUGUGCCCUUUCACCACCUCAUGCCCGCCAAGAUGUGUCUCAACAUGCCUGGGCCACCCCCACCGGUCGUUUAGCCAUGGAUACGUACUACAAGAUGCAACACGCACGAGAAGAGAUUCAGCGACUCAAUAUCAAGGUCAAGAGAAUGGUCACAUACCUUCGAGACGAGGACUUAUACCUAUGCAAGUGUGAAAAACAACUUCAAAUCAUCCAUCCUGCACUUGCAUAUCAAGUUAGCGUCCAUUGUAACAUAUAUGCUCGCUUCACUGAACACCAUUUUUGCCGUCUAGUCAGCAUGAGCAAGCUACAUGGCUUUACAGGAUCACUGUCACCUGGAGUCACUAGCGAAGAAUCACCUGGGGCAAAAAAUGUGGAAGAUGGUAUAGUGGAUCUGGAUGACGAGGAGGGUGUGGAAGUUGAUUGGGAAGAGCAGUCGCGCAUUCUUGAGGACAUUCUCCAGGUUACCUUUGAUGUUUAA
Suillus fuscotomentosus is the source of this 2496-nucleotide messenger RNA. RefSeq lists its product as uncharacterized. Lineage: Eukaryota; Fungi; Basidiomycota; Agaricomycetes; Boletales; Suillaceae. Bases 1 to 2496 code for a protein of 831 amino acids. The record is from RefSeq and is a predicted model, not a curated record. The transcript has 12 exons.